ACUGCACAAGUCUCUUUCUCCUCGCUCUUCCUUCGUUCCAAACGCAAAUCCCCAAAUCUCUCCAAAAAAAAUUCCCCAAAUUCAAAACCCUAAUUCUGAUAUCACAUCAGGAUGUCAUCUGAUCCAGGCUCAGCUUCGAAUUCCUCCUCCCAAUACCCAUCCUAUCCUCCCCCAGCGAAUCCCAAUUCCUACUUUCCUUUGCCCUUUCAUCUCCAGCAAAACCCUAAUCUCUACUCAGCGACGCCGCCGGUGAAUUUAGCGCCGCAGGCUUACGCUCCCUCUUACUCCGCCGCCGCCCCCGGUGUCUACGCGCUGCCUCAGUAUCAGCAGGCACAGCAGUUGUUUCAAAGGGAUGCGCAGACUAUUACACCCGAGGCUUUAGAAAGCGUGAAAGCUGCGCUUGCAAACAGUGAGGUUGAACACAAGGCAGAAAUAAAGAAGAAGGCGAUACCACGAAAGGCGGCUGGACAAUCUUGGGAGGACCCGACAUUGGCAGAGUGGCCUGAGAAUGAUUACCGUUUGUUUUGUGGAGAUCUAGGCAAUGAAGUUAAUGAUGAUGUUCUUUCGAAAGCAUUUUCAAGGUUUCCUACGUUCAACAUGGCCCGGGUUGUCAGAGACAAAAGGACUGGAAAAACAAGGGGUUACGGAUUUGUCAGUUUUGCAACCCCUUCAGAUCUGGCAGCAGCAUUGAAAGAAAUGAAUGGUAAAUAUGUUGGAAACCGGCCAAUCAAAUUACGUAAAAGUAGUUGGAAGGACAGGACAGAUGUGGAGGCUUUGGGAAGGCAGAAGAACCAUGCACAGAAGAAACCGAAGUUGGCAAAGAAGGGUAUUCUGCACAAGUGAAUCUUCCAUAGUCUUAACAAAUGAUUUCUGGGAGAGCCAACUCACCAAGUAUUUUGUAGGAGGGCAGAAUCUCAUAAACUGAUCAAGCUAAUUCCCAUAUUGAAAGCUCCAAGCUGGAAACAUGGCAUCCUUCAAAAAGUAGCUUUCAGCGUCAACAAUAAAGCUUUUCAGCACCUAUCAAGAAAAAAAAUGCUGUCGAUAUUGGUGGUAUAUGGUUCUCAUUUCUGCUCUUUUUCCCCCUUUUUUUUCCCCUUGUGGAUUUUAGAAUCUUAUUGGAAUUGCUUGUCCUGUACUAAUACGUGUAUCAUUAUCAAAUUUCCCCAAAAAUCUUGUGUACCAAUUAAUGAUGUUUCGUUGUGUUGAAUAGGGCUUCUGAAGUAAAUGUCACAACUGGAUUUAUGUU
Asparagus officinalis (garden asparagus) is the source of this 1246-nucleotide messenger RNA. RefSeq names its product RNA-binding protein 42. Bases 112 to 843 code for a protein of 243 amino acids. Gene Ontology annotation, molecular function: mRNA binding. The transcript has 7 exons. The record is from RefSeq and is a predicted model, not a curated record. Lineage: Eukaryota; Viridiplantae; Streptophyta; Magnoliopsida; Asparagales; Asparagaceae.